AAAGUCCGACACGUAUUAUAGUCUCCAUUCUUGAGGACCGAAGCGCAUCCUGCAGAAGGUUGAUUGCCAUCAUGGCCGCAUACAAUGUGCGGGUGGUGACGGGCAACAAUUGCGAUUCGGGUACCUUGGAUUUAAUUUCCCUCACCUUGGUGGGCACUGAAGGCGAGAGUCCGAAAACCAAUCUGGACGCCCGGAGUCGUCGUUUCUGCCGAGGCAUGGAGACCGAAUACAAAAUCACUUGUGAACACCACCUAGGAGAGAUCAUUCUCCUCCGUCUCCAAAAAGAGGCUUUGAGCAAAGAUAAAUCAGACAGCUGGUAUUGUAAUUUUGUCGUGGUGACGUCGGCUGAGGAGGUGUCCUACAACUUCCCUUGCUACCAGUGGAUAGAGGACUCUGGGCCACUAGAGCUCAGAGAAGGAACUGCGAAGACACCAGCCAUGGAUCACCUGCCGAGGUUACAACAACAUCGGAAGGAAGAGCUUCAGCAAAAACAGGGUAUCUACAGGUGGAAGGAGUUUGCUCCGGGAGUGCCGUACUGCCUGGACGUCAAGACGAUGGAGGAGCUGGAGACCAACGUCAAAUUUUCCUGCAUCAAAGCGGCCAUCUUCCAGGAAAACGCAAAACGCAAAGCGGUGGAACUCAAGCUGAAGGGCUAUUCGGAUCGCCAAGAAUCCUGGGAGAACCUGGAGGACAUCAAGAAGGUUUUCUGGUUUAACAAGACCGAGAUGUCAGAACAUGUCACGGAAUACUGGAAGAGGGACGAAUUCUUCGCCUAUCAAUUCUUAAAUGGGCUGAACCCAACCGUCAUCCGGUUAUGUACCAAGAUCCCGUCUAAUUUUCCCGUGACCCAAGAGAUGGUCGCCAGAUCGCUGGGUGACUCCACCACCCUGAAGGAGGAGCUGAAUAAGCAAAGGAUCUUCCUGGUGGACUACCACAUCUUGGAAGGCCUUUCUCCAGGGUUGAAUAAUGGACGUCUUCAGCAUAUAGCAGCUCCAUUGUGUUUGCUACACUUGUCCUCUGAAGGACAUCUCAUGCCGCUGGCCAUCCAGCUCAGCCAGUCUUCCCCAUCUCCCAUCUUCCUGCCCAACGAUCCGGAAUGGGACUGGAUCCUGGCCAAGACCUGGGUGCGCAAUUCGGACUUCCACAUCCACCAGGCGCUCACCCACCUGCUCCGGACGCACCUGCUGGCGGAAGUGUUCACCAUGGCGACUCUCCGCCAACUUCCGAUGUGCCAUCCUCUCUACAAGCUUCUGAUCCCUCACACCCGCUUCACUCUUCACAUCAACACCUUGGCAAGGACUCUUCUGGCUGCCAAAGGCGGAGUCUUCGAUAGGGCAACUGGCACUGGGUUUGAGGGUUUGGUCCAGCUGCUGCAGAAGGGGAUGGCGUCCACCACAUAUUCCUCCCUUUGUCUCCCAGAAGACAUCAAGGCUCGUGGAAUGUCUUCCUUGCCCAACUAUCACUACAGAGAUGAUGGCCUGAAGAUCUGGGCAGCUGUAGAGAGCUUCGUCUCCAGCAUGGUUGAUUUAUAUUAUAAGGCGGAUUGUUCCGUCCAGGAAGAUCGUGAGCUGCAGGGCUGGAUCUACGAGAUUUUUCAGAAAGGUUUCCUGGCUCGGAAAACUUCCGGCAUCCCUUCUUCAUUCAGCACCGUGAAAGAAGUCAAAAAAUUCCUGACCAUGGUGAUUUAUACCUGCUCAGCCCAGCAUGCUGCUGUGAACAGUGGACAGUUUGAAGUCGGCGCCUGGAUGCCGAACUUCCCUUCCUCCAUGAGGGAGCCUCCCCCGAAAACCAAAGGCCAGGCGAGUCUGAAGAGCUACAAGGAGACCAUUCCAGAGAUCAACACGACGGCCAGCAUCCUCAGCACUCUGUGGCUUCUCAGUGCCCCGACAGGAGACAUGAUUCCCUUGGGUCAAUACCCCCACCAUCAUUUCACCGAGAGGGACCCCAUCAACCUCAUUGCAGCCUUCCAAGCCCACCUGGGCAAGAUUUCCAAGGAAAUUAAGAAGAGGAAUAAAUCCCUCGCCAAGAAGUGUCUCAUCAAACAGGAUGCGCCUCUUCUCGUUGCUUACAAAUACCUCGAUCCCGCUGAGAUAGAGAACAGUGUCAGCAUUUGAACGGAAGACUUAAAUGGCUCCUUUCUCUGGAAAAAUUUAAGCCAUCAGAAUAUUAGCAGGCAGGGAGCUUCAAGUUUCUAUAUUGUGUUAAUGGAUACAAAAAUGUGUUAGAAAAAUAUGAAGAAGUUUCACUUCUCAUCCGAGAAGCUUCUUCAGUUCUGAAGAACUGAUCUCCUUUGCUCUAAAGAACUGAAGAUGCUUCUCAGAUGAGAAGCGAAACCUCUUCAAAGAAAAAAGUCCAGUUGCCUCUUGAAAAGAAAAAAAAAAACACCUUUGGGUGUUUUUAGAAAGAUGCAAGCAAAAGUUGAUUAACUGUAAGGAAAAUACAGGUAGUCCUCGACUUACGACGACAAUCGAGGAGUCAGUCGCCAAGCGUUUAAAUUUUGAUCCUGCGAUCACGGGAAGGCUGCCCCAGUCGUAAGUGUGAAAAACGAUCACAAUUCCCUUUUUUUUCAGGCUCGUAACUUUUAAAUGGUCAUUAAACGAACGGUCGUAAGUCGAGAAGUACCUGUAUGGCGGUUUGCAUGAUGCCAGGGCAGCUGACUUAUUUUUGUCUUCGGGUUUCUCUGUAACCCAUCCUGCUUUCACGCCUCUUUCUUUUUUUAAUAGUUUGUGCAUUUUCAUUUAACAUACAUAAGUGCUUUGUGAAGUGUAUUGUCUGGUUCGAAUGCAGCCAGUUCGGGUGAACUGGUAGCGCCGACGAACAGCGCCCACCCACCCGCCCCCACUCUAUCCUGUCCAUUAUUUCCUGCUUUGUAGCUCAUCUCAAUCGCGCGGCGCAGCUGAUUCCCCCCGCAUCGCUGUUCUACUUACCGUUGCUGACUUGGAAGGUAAACAGCUGAGCUUUUAAAUGCUCCAUUUUCGGCGCUGCGCACAAGCGCCUUAGGCGCGUGCUCACCAAACUGGUUGUUAAUCCAGCAGCAUUCCACCACUGGUUGAAUGCUUCCAUAAUAACAUUUUCCUGGCUCCUCAUUUCUUCCUCUAUUAUCCAACCAUGCAUAAAACAAAUCCCAUGUUUGAAAAUGCAUCUUCCUUUUCUUUUAUCCUUAAUGUCAGUCUAUCCAUUUCUGCACAAUCGA
Messenger RNA from Pantherophis guttatus, 3193 nucleotides. Its product is annotated as polyunsaturated fatty acid lipoxygenase ALOX15B-like. The record is from RefSeq and is a predicted model, not a curated record. Gene Ontology annotation, biological process: lipid oxidation. Lineage: Eukaryota; Metazoa; Chordata; Lepidosauria; Squamata; Colubridae. Gene Ontology annotation, molecular function: oxidoreductase activity, acting on single donors with incorporation of molecular oxygen, incorporation of two atoms of oxygen; iron ion binding; protein binding.